GCCAUCUAGCUGUCCCUCCCUAUCCCAUUUUUAACGGGGGUCCUUAACCUCUCAGCAUUUCUCUCAGCUUCUGAGCUUUUAGAAUCCAGUAACGUUCUGAUCAUGGCUAUUUCUUUUCCUGGAAGAGGACUAGGUUUGUGGUGCUUCCUGCAGGGGCACUAGGUUUAGUGAGACCAGGCGCAGCCUAUAAUUCGCUUUCUUCUUUGUAAAGCAGUCGGUAAACAUUUAUUGAAUUGCCUAGUAUCUCCAGUGUUUCACCACCACACUCAGUCGUCUCUUCCUUAAGGGGCUUGCAAACCAUUCCCAUCCGCACUCUGGGCUGCAGUGGGACCUCAGAAUGCUGACUGGCUCCAUCUGGCUAUCUCAUCAUCUAGGCCUGGCAGGCCUGAAGUCUUGGAUUCCUUCCAUCCUUCUCCUGGUCUUCCUGGUUCUUAGCACCUGGAUCCUGAUAUAUGGCCUAACCUGUGUCCAACGAUACCGUAUCAACUGCAAGAGGCUUCGAUGCUUCCCUCAGCCCCCUCUUAAGAACUGGCUCUUUGGACACCUGGGAUUGAUACAAAACUCUGAAGAAGGUUUAUUGUAUAGACAGUCUCUGAUCUACAGCUUCAGAGAUGUAUGCUGCUGGUGGGUAGGGGCCUGGUGCCCGGUGAUCCGCAUCUUCCACCCCAGUUACAUCAAGCCAGUCCUCCUGGCCUCAGGCAUACCCAAGGACAAAUUAUUCUAUAGCUUCUUGGAACCAUGGUUGGGGGAAGGGUUGCUGCUGAGUAAAGGAGAAAAAUGGAGACAACACCGGCACAUGUUGACACCCGCAUUUCACUUUGACAUCCUCAAACCUUAUGUGAAGAUCUUCAACCAAAGUGUAGACAUCAUGCAUGCAAAAUGGAGAAGGCUGUGUGCUGAGGGCACCAAUUACCUGGAGAUGUUUGAACACAUCAGCCUCAUGACCCUGGAUAGCCUGCAGAAAUGUAUCUUCAGUUACAACAGCAACUGCCAGGAGAAACCAAGUGCCUACAUCUCAGCUAUCCUGGAGUUGAGUUCCCUUGUGGCAAAGCGCCAUACUAAUCCACUUCUAUAUUGGGAUACCCUGUACAAUCUCACCAGCCAAGGAAGGCGUUUCUCUCGUGCUUGCCAUCUGGUGCAUAAUUUCUCCAAUGCCGUCAUCCAGGAACGACGUCAUAUACUUGCUCAACAGGGGACUGAGACCUUUCUUGGGAACAAGAGAAAAAGCAAGACCAUCGAUUUCAUAGACAUUCUCCUAUUGGCCAAAGAUGAAGAUGGAAAAGCUCUGUCAGACAAGGACAUCCAGGCAGAAGCUGACACUUUCAUGUUUGCAGGUCAUGAUACAACUGCAAGUGGCAUCUCUUGGGCCCUCUAUAACCUGGCCCAGCAUCAGGAAUACCAGGACCGCUGCCGCCAGGAAAUAAAAGAACUCCUGAGAGAUCGUCAGCCAGAGGAGAUUGAAUGGGAUGAUCUGGCCCAGAUGCCCUUCCUGACCAUGUGCAUCAAAGAAAGCCUCCGGCUGCACCCACCAGUUUCCAUGGUCUCCCGUUACUGCACAAGGGAUAUCCAGUUGCCUGAUGGGAGGAUCAUUCCUAAAGGAAACAUUUGCCUGAUCAGCAUCUUUGGAAUUCACCAUAACCCUGCUGUGUGGCCCAAACCAGAGGUUUAUGACCCAUAUCGCUUUGAUGUCAACAACCCAGAAAAGAUUUCACCCCUGGCCUUUAUACCCUUCUCAGCUGGAUCCAGGAACUGCAUUGGACAGAACUUUGCCUUGUCUGAGUUGAAGGUUGUACUGGCCCUUACCCUACUAAGGUUCCGAGUCCUCCCUGAUAAACACCCAGUCCGAAGGAAGCCAGAAAUUAUUCUCAGAGAAGAAAACGGUCUGAGGCUGAAGAUAGAACCUCUUUUGGAUCUGUCCAGCCCUGACAUACACCUCUCAGAAGCCUCUCAGGAAUAAUGGCUGGAAUAUAUCCUUUUGCUUUUGAGUACGGAAGCCUGCUUUCUACUUGCCUUUCCAGCAAUCCUAAUCUUGAUUGUAAAUUCUUUUAAAUAAAAAUACUUCAACAUACUA
Molecule: messenger RNA, 2071 nt
Organism: Antechinus flavipes (yellow-footed antechinus)
Lineage: Eukaryota; Metazoa; Chordata; Mammalia; Dasyuromorphia; Dasyuridae
Product: cytochrome P450 4F3-like
Exons: 13
Coding region: 338-1957 (539 amino acids)
Molecular function (GO): iron ion binding; monooxygenase activity; oxidoreductase activity, acting on paired donors, with incorporation or reduction of molecular oxygen
Source: RefSeq, a predicted model, not a curated record